AUAUGUUUAGUCGAAUCACUUCAAGAGAUUCCUCACUUCUCACUGCUCACUGUAAUAAUUGAUUGGUCCUCGAAAACAUUUGAUUCUCCUCGAAGGAAAUCGGGGACUAUUAUCGCCUUUAAUAGUGCUCGUUUGUGAACAAUGGCUACUUAAUCAUACAAAGUACGCUCACACAUCUUAACUAUAAGUGAAAAAUAUAAGCAAAAAUAAUUAGCUGAAAGCUAAGAAAAAAUUGACUUUUUAUAUACACAGUAGUUAAAGUUAUGUAAAUAUUUAUAAAAAUAUAAUAAAUUACACAUAUUAGAUUGAAGUUUCAUUAUUACAAAUGGAAGGUAACUGUGAAGACAAUAAAAUAUCUAAGCCAAAUACUUGGCCGUAUAUGAACAUAGGAUCAUUGUUCAUAUCAUUUUUGACUAAAUUGGCAACUGCUGGUGUUAUUUGGAGCUGGGGAUAUCUAAACUUAAAUAUAGCAUGGUUAAUUGCACCAAUUGCUUUGGUAGCAUGGAAAGUAGAACGCAGGAAAGACAACGAAUUAAAAGCAAUUACUGCCCAAGCUAGUGUUAUGGCUAAAGAAAAAGAACUAAUAAUGAGUCGAUUGGAUGAAUUACCUUCUUGGGUUUACUUCCCUGACUUUGACAGAGCUGAAUGGUUAAAUAAAGUUUUGUAUAAAGUUUGGCCAAGUAUAAAUCAAUUUACUCGUGAACUUUGCAAGCAAACUAUUGAACCUGCUAUAGUAGAGAAAUUGGGAGAAUAUAAAGUAAAAGGAUUUCAGUUUGAAAGGCUGGUCUUGGGUCGUAUUCCUUUAAAAAUUUAUGGUAUCAAAGCAUAUGAUAAAAAUACUUCAAGAAAUGAAGUCAUUGUAGAUGCAGAUAUUAUAUAUGCCGGUGAUUGUGAUAUUACUUUUGCGGUUGGGAAUAUAAAAGGUGGUAUUAAGGAUUUUCAAAUUCGUGGAAUGAUGAGAAUAGUUAUGAAACCAUUAUUACCUGCAAUACCUAUAGUUGGUGGUGUGCAAGCAUUUUUUUUAAAUCCACCAGCUAUUAAUUUUAAUUUAGUUGGAGUUGCAGAUGUUCUUGAUUUACCUGGCUUUAAUGAAAUUUUAAGGAAAACAAUAGUAGAACAAAUAGCAGCUUUUGUCGUAUUGCCAAAUAAAAUUGUUAUACCAUUGACUGAAGCAGUUCCAGUUGAAUCAUUAAAAAUACCAGAGCCUGAAGGUGUUUUAAGAAUUCAUGUAGUAGAAGCAAAGCACCUUAUGAAAAAGGAUAUAGGAAUGUUAGGUAAAGGUAAAUCUGAUCCAUAUGCCAUUAUAAAAAUUGGAGCACAAGAAUUUAGAACAAAGACUAUAGAUAAUACUGUGAAUCCAAAAUGGGAUUUUUGGUGUGAGUUUAUAGUGGAAAAGAGCUUGGGAGCCUAUUACAACACGGUGGUUGCCCACCUUUUUGACAAAGACAACGCUGGUCAAGAUGAUCCACUUGGCAGGGCUACUAUUGAAGUUAGUAGAGUGAAAAAGAAGGGAAAUAUUGAUACAUGGAUUUCAUUAGAACACGUAAAACAUGGCAUGGUUCAUUUACGAUUAACAUGGCUUCAACUAUCAAAAAAUGUUUCUGAUUUGCAAGCUGCAUUAGUGGAAACUCAAGAACUUAGAAUAACAUCAAUGAGUACAGCUCUACUUAUACUUUAUAUUGAUUCAGCAAAAAAUUUACCAUGUGUUCGAGGAAAUAAACAGCCUGAUGUAUAUCUUGAAGCAAGUGUUGGUGGAAAUACAAAAAGAACAUCUACUAUAUUACGUUCUUGUGAUCCAGUAUGGGAACAAGGUUUCACUUUUUUAGUGAGCAACCCAGAAACUGGUGUUUUACAUAUAAAGAUCACAGAUGAAAAGACUGCUGUCAUAAUAGGAGAAAUGAGUUACAAUAUCUCUUUACUUUUAAAACAGAACAAUCUUGAAAUUACACAACAACCUUAUGAUUUGCAAAUGGCCGAAGUUGAUAGCAAAUUAAUAUUAUCUAUAUCAUUAAACAUUUUAAAAUAUGAAAACCCUGAGCCUAUUUCAGAAGAAGAUGAUGACGAUCAUGAUAUUAAUCAAUUGAAUAAAAGAAUCGAACGUCAAGAAUCAAAUAUUAGCACAGUAUCAAAUAGUCUCCCGUCUACUCCACUAAAAAGACAACCCUCAAAGGAGUCAGUUAAUAGCUUAACACGUAGUACUGGAUCUGCUGCAGUAAUUGUACCUGAAGAACCAGGUACAGCAGAAGAGGAAUUAAUUGUUAUUACUACUGCUCCAUCUUCUGUUACUGCUGGAAAUCAACAGUUGAUUCAUAGAAAUCCAAAUGUGACAUUAUCUGCGGGUGAAGCUAAGCUAGGUCGAAUACAGUUGUCUAUACGUUACAGCAUACAAAGACAGAAGCUUAUAAUCGUUAUACACAAAAUAGCUAACUUACCUCUGCCACAAAAUGAUCCGCAUAACAUACCAGAUCCAUACGUAAAAUUGUAUCUUCUACCUGACCGUCAUAAGGAAACCAAACGUAAAACAGCAGUAAUGAAGGAUAAUUGCAAUCCAGUAUUCGAUGAACAAUUUGAGUAUGUUGUUUCUCAAGCUGAUUUAAACAGUCGUACAUUGGAAGUGUCUGUAUGUACACAAAAGGGUUGGUUAUCGACUGGAAGCAACGUCAUGGGUCAAGUUUAUUUAAAUUUGAGUGAAAUUGAUGUUACAAAAUCAUCCACGAGCUGGUAUGAUUUACAACCAGAGACUAAAGACUAGAAGUUCAAGAAAAGCAAGUGGGGAUUUGGACAGUUGUUUAUAUGUUUUCGAAAACAAUCUGUUGAAUUUCCACGAUGCGAGUUCUCGAAACGCUGAUGUCUACAAUCAUGUGAUUAAAUCAAAAUUCUACGUAAAAAAAAAAAUUUUAAGAAAGAAGAGUUUAAACAUAUGAAAGUUUUGAGAAAAUAUCACUGAAUACGUUUAUUAUCUAUUUAUACUUGCGGACCGUCCAUUGUCGUAAAACAUAUUUAGUUUCAUAGUUACUGCGCGUGAGCACGUGUUACGUUAUGUUACCUUUAUUUUGUAGAAUAUUUUUGUCAAUGGCAAGUGCCAUUAAUAAAAUAAUUAAUUGUUGUUAUCUCUAUAAUAUACACACGAUUCUAAUUCUACGCAUAAUAUUAUACUACGUGUAUAAUAUGGCAUUCGUUAUGAAAAACGACUUAAUAUUUUAUGCAAAAGUUUAUUCAUAAUUCUUCUGAAUAUGUUUUAAAUUACAAUCACUAAAUGCUUCAUUUUGCUUUUAUUAUAUUUAACUUAUUAUUGUUUUCUUUACCAUUUGUGAUUUAUUAUUGAUAUACAUUUAUAAUAAUUUUAUAUUUAUAUAAUUCAACAAAGUACCACUUAAAUAGCGUUACAAUUCGCACAUCAUACUACUAAGUGAUAGAUUACUAACAAAGCAGUAUCGUUCAAAAUUCAUCGUUAGCAUAAGUUAUUGAAUCAAAUAUAUAAUAUAUGCGUGUUAUAUUUAUACCAGAGUUUUUGCUAUAUUGUAUAUUGCUAUAUAUUAUAUAAACUUAUGUUUUUGCGUAUACUGGUGUAAAAUAUUACCAGUAUAAUAUUGCAAAUUGUUGAUAAUAAUAAAAUAUAUACAUUGAAGCUGCAA
Messenger RNA from Frieseomelitta varia, 3635 nucleotides. RefSeq names its product extended synaptotagmin-2 (gene Esyt2). The transcript is spliced from 17 exons. Bases 326 to 2752 code for a protein of 808 amino acids. Gene Ontology annotation, biological process: lipid transport. Gene Ontology annotation, molecular function: lipid binding. NCBI's taxonomy places the organism in Eukaryota, Metazoa, Arthropoda, Insecta, Hymenoptera, Apidae. The record is from RefSeq and is a predicted model, not a curated record.